Astrephomene gubernaculifera is the source of this 2374-nucleotide messenger RNA. NCBI's taxonomy places the organism in Eukaryota, Viridiplantae, Chlorophyta, Chlorophyceae, Chlamydomonadales, Astrephomenaceae. The record is from the annotation of a GenBank genome assembly.
AUUGCUCUUCGCCGCUGGUCUCUUCUUCUUCGCGGUGCUAUCGCUAAGCAUCUACGUUAAAGAUCCCGACUCGGUAACUCUGAAGAGUUCAGUUACGGCAAAGGAACCUGUGCGGAGAUCGCUCGGCACAAGUGCAAAGGACGCCAAGCGGAUCGGUUCGCGGCAAAGGCCGCAAAUACAUAGCAUACCUGGCACGCCGCUGAAGCUUUUGCUAGCGAGCCAUAACCGGCUGUUCUGGUAUGACGUCGCGAACGACACGGUGCAGGUGUUGCACGAGGGCGAGGGUGUGCACUAUGGCAUCUUCCCAGGCGAGCGCAGCGAGGACGGGCGUCUUAAAACGGUCUGGAACGUGAUCCGGCCGCAUAACUGGCACCCUAAGACCAGCGAGGAGUUCCUGGUCCAGUUUGACGCGGAAACAGGCUCGGAGGUCAGCCGGGUGCGCAUCCACUCGCGCUUCACGCACGAUGCGGUCCGCCGCGGUGACCGGGUGUACCUGGCCAACACGGAGGGCGGGGAGGUGCAGGAGCUGCGCUACCCCGAUAUGAAGAAGCUCCGCUCCAUGCGGCUGUUCUCCCUGAAGCAGCACGUCAACACGCUGGCCCCGCUGGAGACGGGGGCGGUGUGGGCCGUGCUGCACAACCUGGGAAAGAGUGACGCCGUGCGUAUCGACCUCAACGCCGACCCGGUGCCCCGAGUGAGCGGCAAAGUGCGGGGGGUCGGCAGCAAGGCACAUGGCCUGGUGGCCCUGUCCCCCGUGUCAGCACCCGCCUCCUCUGAUGCUGCCUCCGAUGCCGCCGCCUCGGGCAGCUCUGGGGGUGCGACGGGGAGGCUGCUGGUGCUUGAUUCGGAGGCGGGUGGGCUGGUGGAGGUGGAUGCGGGCAGCGGGGAGGUGCACAGCAGGUGGCAGGCGCCCGCCGACGAGUCUCCCUCCAAGUUCCUGAAGGGCCUGUGUGUGGUGGACGGCGUGGCGUACUUUGGGGUGAACGUGUGGGGCAGCCGGGAGAGCAGGGACAGCACAGGCAACGAUGCCGAGCUCGCUGCAGUGGACCUGGCUAGCGGCUCGCUGCUGUGGCGGCGGCGGGUGCCCUCGCACGGCCUGCUGAACAUCGUGGCAGCGCCGCAGCUGGGGGAGGAGUCCACCUACAUGGCCAUGGCGGCAGAAGGAGGCGUCGCGGCAGCAGCAGCAGCAACAGCAGGGGAGAACAAGGAGGGGGCGGGCGAGCACGGACAUGCAAAACAAGAAGAGCAACACCGUCGGCAGCAAGGACAGCAGCAUCAUCAGGAGAAGAAGCAAGCCACGAAGCAUGAAGCCGGGUCCUCCUCCUCCUCCAAAUCCAAGUCCUCCUCCUCCUCCUCCCACAGUCACGCCCACGACCGCAAAGCCAUUUCCACCACCACUUCAGCUGCGGGUAACUCCAGCAUCAGCAUGACUGGCCUGGGCGGCGUGGCUACCGGCAUCAACGACCCACGGGUCGCAGCGGCCACCCAGAAGCUCAUUGACAUGGGCUACCCGCCUGUCGUGAGCGGCUACUGGUCUUCCGGACAGCCGCACCUGGACCUGAAGACCAAGGACACGGCCAAGUGCUGGGAGGCGGGGCUGUCGCUGCCGCUCAUGCGGCUCAACAUUGAGAGGCUGCGGGAGCGUGUGAUCAACAUGCCGGAUGACAUGUGGAGCCCGGUACGGCAGCGGCGGGAGAACGCGGCGGUGGACGGACGCAAGGACAACAUGGACAAGUUCAAGCCCGGCGUAGAGGCGUUGUUCAUGGUGUUUUCAGAUCAGAGCACGGAGCACGUCUACCGCUUCCCCUACUACGAGUACUUCAAAGACGUAGUGGAGCCGCUUGUAGAGCAGAUCAUCGGUCCGGCCGACAUGAACAAGAUCGUACGGCUGCAGUUUGCGCGCAUGAAGCCCGGCAUUGAGAUCAAGAUGCACAAGGACAUGGGCGGAUACGCUCGGUUCGCGCACCGCAUCCACCUGCCGGUGGUCUCCAACUCCAACGUCAGCUUCCAGGUGUGCCCCAACCUGGAGCGCAGCUACGUGGAGGAAGGCAAGGCGGCAGCGCGGCGCAACCGGCGGCUGGGCGAGCAGCAGCAGGGGCUGCGGGAGGACGACUGCGUGGCUAUCCCCAUGGAGGAGGGCAUGGUGUUUGAGCUCAACAACCGGGUGCUGCACCUGGUGCUGAACCACAGCAACCUGAAGCGCGUGCAGAUGGUGGUCGAUGUGGCGGAGGAGCCGCGGCAGCCGCGCAGGCUCAAGCCGGGUACCGUGUGUAGGUACGAGUCGGCGGUGAUGGUGUGUCCGCCGGAGGGCAUCCUGCCGGACGAUGUGUAGAUACCGUACGUGGGAGGUGUCGUUGCGGCGAGGUGAGGUUUG